AAAUAGGGCAGGGGCAACAGACAUGUUCCUCACAUUCACUCCCCACGAUGCGGUGAGAGAGAUCGUUUCCCCUCUCGCCAUCUGAGAGGCGCGUUUUAUUGCAAACAAAGGGUGAUAAUCGAUCCACACGAUCCUGUGUGCAUGAGAUCCGCGAUGAAUCAGCUCUUCUUCGUGUGACACGGAUCUCCAGCUGGACUUUACAUUGAGAGACUGCGAUUCCUUGAUUUAAAGAACAUAUUAAAAAUGGCUAACGGAGUGAAAGAGGACAAAACAAUGGAAAAAAGAGGAUUUGCAUGUUUCAAGCUGAGUUUUGUUUUUUUCAUGCUCAAUGUCAGCAGUUCUGCUUUACCAGUCAGAGGAUUCUAUCUGAAGUCUGGCCGAAUCACUGACUUCAACGCCUCGUGCUCCAGGCUUCAUCUCCAAGCCGUCCCUCGAGAUAUUCCCUCGACGGUUCGUGGUUUUGACUUAUCCGAGAACAGGAUCACAAUGAUACAGGCGCCCGAUUUCAAAAACUUUUCCGCUUUGAUAACGUUAGAUCUGAAGCGCAACAUGAUUUCACAAAUAGACGCCGGCGCCUUCGCCGACCUGAUUUCCCUCAAGACACUGAAUCUAAACAAUAACAGGCUCACUGCCGUUGGAGAUGAUCUUUUCCACGGUUUGAGCAACCUCACAGAGCUCAGAAUCAACAAUAAUCGCAUCAAGAACCUGUCCUCCACCUCGUUUGAGUCCUUGACGAGCUUGACGUUUUUGGACAUGUCCUACAACCGACUGCACCUCUUGACAAAAGUUCACACUAUGUUACAGCAGCUGCCCAAUCUGCUGGAGCUGUCAGUGAAAAGCAACCUGAUAACCUCCUUCCAUUCGUGGGACCUGACAAACCGCUCGCUGAAACUCACUUCCCUUGACUUGUCUCUAAAUGACAUCACCGUCUUCAAGGUCACCGCCGAUGUCUUUCCCAAUCUCACCUCUUUGAGCAUCGGCCGCAUUCAUUCCAAAAGGACCGCGAUGCAGUGGGACAUCCGGGGCGGCACUUUUUUCAGUCGCGUGUCUACUCUUGACAUCAGCGGGCUUAAAAUGGACGAGGCGGCCAUGAGACCGCUAGGGGAGAACUUCAACCCCUCGCUGACGUCUCUGAGGAUGAACGCAAUGAGAGGCACGCGGCUCACCAAGCUAGUCAACGUCUCCUGCUCCGUCCCAACGGUGUCCAGACUCCAAAUGCAGCAAAACAACCUGCACUACAUCAACGCGAAAUUCUUCCAGCUGUGCGCUAACAUAACGGAGAUGGAUUUAGGCAAAAAUUCCAUCGCGAAUAUCUCUUACGAGGCCUUCAGAUCGCUGCCAGGGUUGAAGAUCUUAAACCUGAGUCAAAAUAAACUUGCAUUUAUUACACCUGCCACAGGUAAUCUACCGACUCUCGAAGAGCUGGAUCUCAGCCAGAAUUACAUCACCACACUCGGAUGCAACAGUUUUGCCAAUCUGACCAAGCUGAAAAUUCUCAGCCUUCAUCAGAAUUCAAUCCCGGCCCUAAGAAAGUGCGUCUUCGAGGGUUUGAUCAAAUUGCAAGUCGUGAAACUACAGAACAACAGCAUUUCCAAAUUAGACGGUGCCUUUUCGAUCCACUUGCCAAAUCUAAAACGACUGCGUUUGAACAUAAACAAACUCACCGCCAUUAAACGCGGAGAUUUCGCAGGCCUGCAGUCACUGGAGAGCUUGGCAUUAGACAAUAAUAUGAUCACCACACUGGAACAUGGGUCUUUUAAGGGAUUAAGCAACCUUACAGAGCUUCAGCUGAGCACCAAUAGAAUUGAUGAAACCACGCUUCCGGAGCGUUUCCGUGAUCUGGUCAAUUUAGAAUCAUUGGAUUUGAGUGAAAAUAGAGUUCAGUUUAAGAAUGCAUUUUUGACUCCUCCACCGUUUUCUGGGCUGUCCCGUCUGCGGACGUUGGUGUUUCUGGGAAAUGGCCGCAGGGGGAAGUUUUCGCUGCCGUACAACCUCCUCGAAGGUCUGACCAAUCUUUCGUUUUUCAGUGCCAGGAAAAAUCAACUUUCGUUUCUGCACAGAGACACUUUUAAUUACACCCCGCGGCUGCAAACGCUGGACAUUGGCGCAAACGACCUCAGGAAUCUCUCGUCGGAGUUGUUUCACCCCAUCGGAGGCCUUGAGAGCCUCUACAUUUCUAAAAUAAGUCUUGACUCUCUAGAUUUUCUCAUAGACGCCAACCUUACUAAGCUGGAGUUCAUCCAGGGAAAACUGAAUCAAUAUUCAGUUUUAAGCGAGGAAGUUAUUAAGUCCAUGCCGUCCCUUGUUUACCUCAAUCUUCAAGGCAACAGCUUCACCUGUGACUGCGAUAACGCUUAUUUCCGUAGUUGGAUAGUCAACGACAAGCAAACCCAAGUAUACGAAGCGGACAAGUUUCUGUGCAACUAUCCCUCAGAGCUUAAAGGUAAGAAACUGUUGGAGCUCGACGUCAAGUCCUGCACAGUGAACACAGAGUUCAUCUACUUUAUCUCCACCACGAGCACGAUCCUCCUCUUUAUGUUGACGUCCCUCACCUACCAUUUCAUGAGGUGGCAGCUGGUCUACGCCUACUACCUCUUCCUGGCUUUGCUCUUUGACACUAAGCUGAAAAACAAGCAACAACCCAAGCGGUACGACGCCUUCGUCUCUUACAACACCAGCGACGAGCCGUGGGUCAUGCGGCAGCUGCUGCCGAAGCUGGAAGGGGAGCAGGGCUGGAGAUUGUGUCUGCACCAUCGGGACUUCGAGCCAGGUAAACCCAUCAUAGACAACAUCACAGAUGCCAUUUAUGGGAGCAGGAAGACCAUCUGCGUGAUCAGUCGCAGAUACCUGGAGAGCGAGUGGUGCUCCACAGAGAUCCAGGUGGCCAGCUUCCGUCUGUUCGAUGAGCGGAAGGACGUGCUGGUCCUGGUGUUUCUGGAGGACAUCCCCGGGGCCGAGCUGUCCCCAUACUACCGCAUGAGGAAGCUGCUGAAGAGGCGCACCUACCUGAGCUGGCCUCGAGCCGGGCAGCACCCCAAUCUGUUCUGGGAGAAACUCCGCCAGGCUCUGGGGACCAAAGAUGACCCUGGCCGGGAGGAGUUGGUCCCCACCCUGCUGGACAGGCAGUGAUGGAGAGGAGGUACAACAAUUUUAAGCUUUUUCUACAUUUUAAAUGUACAUCUUAGUGUUUGUUUGUUAACCUUCAUUGGAAGCUUGAUUCAAACCCACAUGGAAUCAUUUCUCUCCCGAAGAUUUCAAAUGUAAUACAUUUGUGGAGAGGACAUUUGGGGACAGUAAGGUCAGAAAAUGAUAGAUAUGCGCUUAACAUGAACAAAUGAGCAUUACUCUGAUUGAAAUUCCCACCGUAAGAAUUUUUGUAAAGGGAUUUUUGUGAUGAUUGUGUGAUAUUUUUGGAAUGAUCUCUUCUAUAUUUAUAAAAUGUAUCUCAACAUAAAUUCUUUUUUUUUUCAAUUUUUCUAAAUCUUUUUGAUUUGUUUUGAUGUGUAAAUGAUGAAUGCAGUGAAACCCACGAGGACAUAAACAUGUGUUAUAACAUAUAUUUUAAUACAGUUUUGUAUAUUACAGUAACAA
Messenger RNA from Gasterosteus aculeatus aculeatus (three-spined stickleback), 3591 nucleotides. RefSeq names its product toll-like receptor 22 (gene tlr22). Gene Ontology annotation, molecular function: signaling receptor activity; protein binding. Gene Ontology annotation, biological process: signal transduction. Lineage: Eukaryota; Metazoa; Chordata; Actinopteri; Perciformes; Gasterosteidae. Gene Ontology annotation, cellular component: plasma membrane. The record is from RefSeq and is a predicted model, not a curated record.